This is a messenger RNA of Odocoileus virginianus texanus, 1746 nucleotides long. NCBI's taxonomy places the organism in Eukaryota, Metazoa, Chordata, Mammalia, Artiodactyla, Cervidae. The record is from RefSeq and is a predicted model, not a curated record.
UGGGUCGUCCCGGCCCUCUCAGCCUCUGCCCCCGGACCCAGAAGAUCUAGAAGGAGCCGCGGGGCCGUAGCCCUGCGCGCCCGCCAUGGGCCCGCGCCGGAGAAAGCCCGAAACACCAAGGAGGCGCCCCGCGAGCCCGGCUCCCGCUGCACGCCGGCCAGCCCCGUCCUUAGGCACGUCCUCCCGUUCACCUGCUCGCCGGAGAUAUAGAAUCCUGAAGGAGAUCCGAACUCUUCAGAAGACCACACACCUGCUGUUAAGAAAGACCCCCUUCUGCCGCCUGGCAAGAGAAAUAUGUGUUCAAUUCACUCGUGGUGUGGACUUCAAUUGGCAAGCCCAGGCCCUGUUGGCCCUACAAGAGGCAGCAGAAGCGUUUCUAGUUCAUCUCUUCGAGGAUGCCUAUCUCCUCUCCUUACACGCCGGCCGCGUCACGCUCUUCCCGAAGGAUGUGCAGCUGGCCCGGAGGAUCCGAGGCAUUCAGGAAGGGCUUGGCUGAGCUCUGGCCACCCGCCCAAGUCUCUGGUUGAUACCAGAGCCUCUGCCUGUAGCCAGGACCAGAUCCACGGAGUACAAGGUGUUGCCUGGACUUGCUCUCUUGAAGCAGAGCGUGUGAGUUGCUUUCGUAGUUUUUUUUUUUUUAGAAGAAGACUGCAUGGCUUUCCUCUGUAACAGAGGUAAUAUAUGAGAGAAGCAACACAUUCCAGAAAUCCUGAGAAUAAUUUUCAGAUGAAGAGACUCUAAGGUUGACUUCACUUUGCAAAUUAUUCAUGUGACUGAUGAUUUGGAAGACAUCAGAUUUUCUAGGUCAUGGGCAAAAAGGAUAUUCACUGAUUAUUUUAAAUCUUCUUGUACCAUUUAAAUUUUUUACCAUAUAUAUAUUUACUUUUAUUUAAAACAUGAUGGAAAAAAUAAGAGAAGACCAGUCAUUUGCAUGGAAUAGCCUGGCGCAUCCAGCAUACAAAUCUCUGUCCUUCAGAUUGACUUCAUCAUUAACAGCAGAAGCAAGUUCGUAUGUGGACUAUACCUGUCAACAGAUUAUACAGCUUUUCAAAAACUCAAUUGGGAUGAAAAUAGAAAAUUGUUAAGGUUUGAUGUUCUGGCUCCUUCUGGUAAAUUCCUGCCAAAAUCAUUCAGAAAUUCCAACUUGUAGAAUUUAUUUUAUUCUUUAUUUGCAAAUCAUAGAAGAUGUAUCAUAAUUUAUACUUCAGAAUUUUUCAUUCCAGGAUUUUAAAGAGCCUUUUCAAUGUUUUUACAGGUAUUUUUAUAACUUCCUUGUGGAGAGAUAAUAGAAAUAAUUCUUAAUAGAAAAAAUUUGAAGCAAAGUUACUGUUAUACAUAGAUUAUACUAUGUUCUUUGUGUGUUAGCCUUAAAUCCUUCAUUUGGACACUUUGCCAACAGCCACAAUUUAAACAAGAGAAUUGAGGGGUGUAUCCUUGCCUCCAGUGGAGUAGAGUAUGAGCCGAUAAAAUCCUUGCUCUUCUCUUGUAACUGAAAGCAGUUAAGAGACUUCCAGAGAAAUAGGAAGUGCCAUCCAAAGACAUUUAGAUAUUGUGUGUGAUGAAAAUGAUUAGUGAGGGCAGAUACUAAUAAUGAUGCGUCAGCCAGUUGAAUUCAAACUAAAGGGAAGAACCAAGUUCUGUUGUUUGAUAAAUUUUAACCCUUUAUAAAAACAUUUUCCUGUUCGACAUCAACUCAUUUUUAUGUAAACAUUAGAAUAAAGCUUAUCUUUGAAUACAAAAAAAAAA